UCAGUACACCACGGAGUUCACCAAACUGUUGCACAAGCGCUUUCUCACGCUGUUGAAGGUGUACGUGAUAGUGCGUGAGACAGAAGUAUAAUUCAAAUUAAAUGUAUUCGUAUAGUUUUAACUUUUGAUGAGACUUUAAUAGCUGUAAAUUAGAGUUAAAUGCGCUAGCUAGCCAGUGACUGCGUCAACAGCCGUUACGUUAGCUGUUAGCUUGUUAGCGGGGUUAGGGAUAUUCCAUUAAAUUCACUGUUCGGGCAAAGCUUGCUGCAUUAACUGUUUACUUUUGGCAACCUUAAUAAUAACAGGAUAAGGAUUGGAGAAAAGCCUGUGAAGGUGUGAUGGAAAAAGCGGCGGAGGAAACCGUUGAAAAAAGGACAGAUGUAUUCGUAAAGGGUGAAGCUGCCAUCAAACCAGAAUUUCUAACAACCAAAGAAAAAUUUCACGGGUUUGUAGACUCUGAGUCUACAAAAGGAGAAAAGGCCAGUGAAAAUGACAAAGUUGAGGAGACAAAGGAGACUUCUGUUGAGGAACCUGAAGCUAAAAAGCUCAAACAGGAGCCUGUGGAAAGAAAUAUUGCGGGAAAACCAGAUGGUAAACGACUACGGGGACAGAAUAAGUCAAGGCCACACACAAAGCCUACCACCUAUGAUGAAAAACGACUGUGUCUCUCAGUCAUUAAGGACAAUAGGGAAUGCCCCUUUGGAGACAAAUGCCACUUUCACCAUGACGUAGCUGAGUACAUGGACACUAAGCCCGCUGACAUCGGGGAAAGCUGCUACCUCUAUGACACAUUUGGAAAGUGUGCUUAUGGUCUCUCCUGCCGCUUUGCCAAGGCACACACUACACCUGACUUCAAAACCAUGGAGAAUGCAGAACUAAUUAAGGUCUACGAGGGCAGGACUGUGGUGAAGAACAGCCUGAGUAAAGACCUCCAGAAUAGUCUGAGGAAGCGUUCGGUGGCCUUCAAGAAGUCAGCAGAGUACCUCAAAACACUUUCAAACAACAGAGACAAAAGAGAAACGCAAGGGAAUGGUGAUGCUUGUGCAGCUGAAGUAUCUGCAGAUCCAACAGGAGGGGAGCAGCAUGCGUCUACUGAAACAGAAACCCAGCUACAGGCCAGCCCAGAUCCAACUCCAGUGAAGACUGUCGGCCCUCUGACUGAUGUGGAUGUCAUCAAGUUGCGCCCAUGUGAAAAGAAACAGGUGGACUUUCAAGACAAGCUCUACCUUGCUCCUCUAACAACUUGUGGAAAUCUGCCUUUCCGUCGUGUGUGCAAGCGCUUUGGAGCAGACAUCACCUGUGGGGAGAUGGCCAUGUGCACGAACCUGCUGCAGGGGCAGCAGUCAGAGUGGGCCCUCCUGAAACGGCACGAAAGUGAAGAUGUUUUUGGCGUCCAGGUGGAGGGCUGCUUCCCCGACACCAUGACGAGGUGUGCAGAGCUCAUCAACAACAACACUGAUGUUGACUUUGUGGACAUCAACUCUGGAUGCCCCAUUGACCUUGUCUACAAGAAGGGCGGAGGCUGCGGCUUGAUGACACGCACCAGAAAGUUUGAACAGAUAGUCAAGGGAAUGAACUAUGUGCUCGAUGUCCCUUUGACAGUCAAGAUUCGCACUGGUGUUCAGGAGAAGUGCAACAUAGCACACAAACUCAUCCCUGAAAUGAAGAAAUGGGACGUCUCAAUGAUCACAUUGCAUGGUCGAUCCAGAGAGCAGCGCUACACAAAGCUAGCUGACUGGGACUAUAUCACCACCUGCUCCAAGCUGGCUAGUCCUGUCCCACUUUUUGGUAAUGGAGACAUUUUGUCCUAUGAGGAUGCCAUGAAAGCGAGAGAGACUGGAGUUUCUGGUAUUAUGAUUGCAAGAGGUGCUCUCAUUAAGCCUUGGAUCUUCACUGAAAUAAAGGAGAGCAGACACUGGGACAUCUCAUCCAGUGAGCGACUGGACAUACUCAGGGAUUUCACCAACUUCGGUCUGGAGCACUGGGGCUCCGACACCCGAGGUGUGGAGAAGACCCGCACCUUCAUGCUGGAGUGGCUCUCCUUCAUGUGCAGAUAUAUUCCAGUGGGUCUGUUGGAGCGAGUGCCUCAGAAGAUCAAUGAGCGACCUCCAUACUACAUGGGCAGAAACUACCUGGAGUCACUGAUGGCCAGUCAAAAUGUUGGGGACUGGGUCAGGAUUAGUGAAAUGCUACUUGGAGCUGUACCGAAGAAUUUCAACUUUUUGCCCAAACAUAAAGCCAAUGCCUACAAGUGAAUUUCUCAUUGUCUAAAAAAUAAAAAAAUAAACAUCUGUGCUUUUAGAUUUUUUUGUUUUGUUUUGUUUUUAAUGAUAAAGACUAUUGAAUAGUCUGCUUAUUUGACCUGUGGUGCAGUAGUAGAAUAUAUGGGUGUUUGUGUACUUGUAAUGAAAUAUAUGCAAUAAACUCUUUUGCCACACUGAGAA
This is a messenger RNA of Siniperca chuatsi (mandarin fish), 2444 nucleotides long. It is a transcript of the gene dus3l, whose product is annotated as dihydrouridine synthase 3-like (S. cerevisiae). The record is from RefSeq and is a predicted model, not a curated record. NCBI's taxonomy places the organism in Eukaryota, Metazoa, Chordata, Actinopteri, Centrarchiformes, Sinipercidae. Gene Ontology annotation, biological process: tRNA processing. Gene Ontology annotation, molecular function: flavin adenine dinucleotide binding; metal ion binding; tRNA dihydrouridine synthase activity. The coding region runs from base 339 to 2255 and encodes 638 amino acids. The transcript has 16 exons.